Messenger RNA from Nematostella vectensis (starlet sea anemone), 1303 nucleotides. RefSeq names its product elongin-C. The record is from RefSeq and is a predicted model, not a curated record. NCBI's taxonomy places the organism in Eukaryota, Metazoa, Cnidaria, Anthozoa, Actiniaria, Edwardsiidae. Bases 126 to 485 code for a protein of 119 amino acids. Gene Ontology annotation, cellular component: elongin complex. The transcript is spliced from 4 exons. Gene Ontology annotation, biological process: ubiquitin-dependent protein catabolic process. Gene Ontology annotation, molecular function: protein-macromolecule adaptor activity.
UUUUAGUCAAGUCAUGUUUCAAAAGGGAACCAUUGCAUACAGAACUCUGAGGUGAAGUCUGUCAUCUUUUCCCUCGAACAUCAUCCUCUAAGCCAGUUUGUCCACCCCGGAAGAGCCAUUUCAACAUGGAUGACAAGAAAGGCGAAGAUAGUCAGUCAGAACCUGUAUAUGGGGGCUGUGAGGGGCCUAAUGCCAUGUAUGUCAAACUGAUUUCUAGUGAUGGCCAUGAGUUUAUCAUUAACAGGGACUAUGCACUUACCUCUGGCACCAUCAAGGCAAUGCUCAGUGGACCAGGGCAGUUCUCAGAGAAUGAGACCAAUGAAGUGCAUUUCCGGGAGAUACCCUCCCAUGUGCUGUCCAAGGUCUGCAUGUACUUCAUGUACAAGGUGCGCUAUACCAACAGCAGCACAGAGAUUCCAGAGUUCCCGAUAGCACCAGAAAUUGCUUUGGAACUGCUCAUGGCUGCUAACUUCCUUGACUGUUGAACUUCUUACCUGGACAGCUGUAACAGUUCUUUAAACACGCCUGGACCUUCACUUAUUAUAUCUGGACCAUCCCUUAUUAUCUGGACAUUGCCACUAUAUCUGGACAUAAUCUGACACAUGGGAAAUCUUAUUAUACUUGGAAAACACCUGGUUCUUUUUAAGUUAUAGGAGUUUCUUCCCAUUAUCAGUUUAAUUUCACAAUGUUGAAGUAUUUAGCUGAUUAUGCAAGUGAUGAAAGUAUUUAUUAGAAAGUCAAGCGUCAAAUAGAUUUUGAGAAUAUAGAAUUGACAAUUUUCUUUAAAAUUACUGGUCAAUACAUGUUUCAAUUGUAGCGUGUGUGCAUUGUGCAUGUUUAUGCAUAAUUUGUUGAGUGUAGAGAAUUGGGCAUGAAUCAUUGUUUUAGAAUUAUGCCAUAUUCUUUAAUUUUUUUUAAGUUUUUGAGUAUUCCACUUUGUUACAUGUAAAACGUUAGUUUGUCUUUCAACAGUUCUUUAACUAAUUUUUUGUAUAUACAGAAUACUAAACUAAACAUGAUCCAUUUAUAAGUCAUAGGUGAUACUAUUGUAAUAAUGCAGCUUUUUAUUUAGCUUUAUAUAAGAAGUAAUCAUAUUACAGUACGUGCCUACUGUCAAACGCCUUUUUCAUUUGUUUUUCCGUUUAUUAUUUAGCGUGCAAAAAGGUGAGAAUUUGAGUUAUAAAAACCAAGCCACAUGUAACGGAAUAUUUUAUACCAUGCAAACAAUAAGUAUUACCUUUUUAUAUGUUAUAAGUAGAACUUUUGUCAAAAUUUUGGGCAAUAAAGUAAGGUAUUGUUUAAA